AUGACGUCCUGCGGUAACGAGCCUCUGUUCGACGGCGGCGCGGGCUGCGGCUCCUGCUACGAGAUUCGAUGCGUCGCCGCCAACAACCCUUCCUGCUCCGGCCAGCCGAGGACGGUGGUCAUCACCGACAUGAACUACUACCCCGUGGCUAGGUACCACUUCGACCUCAGCGGCACAGCGUUCGGGGCCAUGGCCAAGAACGGCCUCAACGACAAGCUCCGCCACGCCGGCAUCAUCGACAUGCAGUUCAGGAGGGUGCGCUGCAACUUCCCAGGCAUGAAGGUCACCUUCCAUGUCCAGCGUGGCUCCAACCCCAACUACCUCGCGGUGCUCGUGGAGUAUGCCAACGUGGACGGGACCGUGGUGAGGAUGGAGCUGAUGCAGACCAAGAACGGUCGCCCCACGGGGUCCUGGGAGCCGAUGCGCUGCUCCUGGGGAUCCAUCUGGCGGAUGGACACCAACCGCCCGCUACAAGGGCCAUUCUCCAUGUGCAUCACCAGUGACUCCGGGAAGACGCUGGUGGCCAACAAUGUCAUCCCGGCCUAUUGGCGGCCGGACAAAGCCUACUGGUCCAACGUCCAGUUCUAUUGAUUUUGGCUCAAUCAAUUAGGUGCUUCUCCGAUGGAUUCCGAUCGAAUUGGUGCUCCCGGAUUUCUCCUCUCACAAACGCUACCUAUGUUCAUCUAUUUAUAUAUAAAAAGUCCUUGACGGGCUCACCAGAA
Molecule: messenger RNA, 722 nt
Organism: Triticum aestivum (bread wheat)
Lineage: Eukaryota; Viridiplantae; Streptophyta; Magnoliopsida; Poales; Poaceae
Product: expansin-B6-like
Exons: 2
Coding region: 1-591 (196 amino acids)
Biological process (GO): sexual reproduction
Cellular component (GO): extracellular region
Source: RefSeq, a predicted model, not a curated record